Messenger RNA from Prorocentrum cordatum, 1949 nucleotides. The record is from the annotation of a GenBank genome assembly. Lineage: Eukaryota; Dinophyceae; Prorocentrales; Prorocentraceae.
GCAGGGUACACGGCGUGCCUGCCCUCGCAGGACGCGCUGGCGCACAUGGCCGAGCGGAAUUUGCGGGUGCUGGGCCAGGAGGCCGCGGUCGGCACGGCUCUGUUGUACCGCCACGACCGACUGGAGGCGCUCCCCGACGGGGCAGCAGAGAAGACCACGCAGGUGGUCGGGGCCUGCCUCAGAGGCAGGCCCCAGGGCGCGCUGGAGCACCUCGGGGCCACCGCCGUGUUCUCGGUCCACCUGGACGCGAAGGACGAGGAGCAGCGGGUGCAGCAGCUGCGGAGGUGCAUGGCGCUGGCGCGGCAGGCGGGCGUCCGCGAGGUCGUCCUGGCCGGAGACAUGAACACCGAGUGCCUCCCCGGUUCGUGCGUCGGCGCGCUGGUGGCCCCCUCCCUGGAGCCGUCGCGGCAGGACCUGGCGCGCGCGUGCGCCGCCGUCUUACAAGUCCAGCGGCUGAACGCCGAGGACCUGGACGGGCACGCGGGUGGCGCGGCCAGCGCCCCCGAGCCGAGCGAGGAGCAGCUGGGCGAGUGGGCCGAGCUCUGGCGGUGGGCCGCCUCGACGGUGCAGGAGUUCAGGAUACCGCUCUCGCACGUGCGCACGGGGCCCACGCGCGCCGGGUACGACCACGGCAGGAGCUGCGGCCCCUGCGUGUGCUGGCGCUUGGACCACAUCUUCUACACCGCGCGCAGCCUGCAGCUCCGCGAGUCCUGGGACGCCCUGGACGGCGACCCGGAGAGCGCCGCCGUGGGCCUGCCGAACCGCGCCUGCCCCAGCGACCACCUGCCCGUCGCCGCGGCCUUCGCGCCCGGGCCCGCGCCGCGGCUGCCGAGCGAGCGGCGCGGGGAGCUGCUGCGGCGGCUGGAGCAGCUGCAGGAGGCCCACGAGGCGGAGCUGGCCGCCUCGGCCGCGCGGCCGGAGCCCGCGCCACCAGCCGCAGAGGAGGAGAACCAGCCUCCCCAGAAGAAGGCGAGGAAGAAGAAGGAGCGGGCGUCCCCGGAGGAGCAGGCCGCGGUGCAGGACCGCAGGCGCCGGCUGCGGGAGUUGCGCGAGCGGCACGCGGGCGAGCGGGGCUCCUUCUGGGCGGCGCUAGGCGAGCUGGAGCAGGACGCCCUCGAGGCGGAGGACCUGUGCGGGCCAGAGUGGGUGCAGACAGGCGCCCGCAGGCGCCGGGCUCGGUAGGCAAACCCGGGCUCCGUCGCGGCCAGGAUUUCCUCGACGUCGCCAGGGCGGCGUUCCAGAGGUCGACCAGGCAGCGCUCGCAGUGCCAGGUCGCGUUGCUCUGCAUGUUGGAGAAUAGUUUGACCCAGUCGUUGAACGGCGGGAGGUGGCUGGGCGUCAGGGAGGUGGAUGGGCGGCUUGGCAGACAGGGGCUCAGGGGUGACCGCGUCCUUGGGAAGGCGUUGCUGCGGCUCGAGGGUGCCUGCUCGCUGGGCGGCAAUUGCCCGCUGCUGCACGUGCAAGCGCCACCCUCCCCGGCGACCUCGGAGGAGUGGAGCGAGACCGCCGAGGAUGAGUUGAGCAGCCACUCGCUGGCCUCCUCGAGCGACAGUUCGGACGGCGACGACGCGCCACUCGUCGACGCCAGCGGGAAUUCGGGGCCACCAGCCGCCCAGUCGCCGCGGAGCGCCGCGCGGCCGCGCUUCGACGGCCGACCCGGCGACGCACCAGAGCCCCUGCCUGGGCCGCCGCCUUCGUCAGGCGGAGCCGCCGCGGCCGCGGGGCGGCGGGGCCCCGAGCUGCGGCAGGCGCCCAUGCCGCCGACGGAGACUGCUGGGCCCCCUACCCGGAGCGGUCACGGCGCCCAGGGCGGCGGUUCUGCGUCGCAGCUUUGCGCGCCGCCAGCCUCAGGCGCCUCCCCGCUGCAGCAGGACGCGGGCGAACGCGCCGCCGCCCCGCGGGACGUGGAACAGGGCGACCUCCUGAGGAGCACUAAGGUGUCGCUCUGA